AUGGCGUCCGCUGUCUUCUUUCUCGAUCUCAAGGGCAAGACUCUCUUGGCCCGGAACUAUAGAGGAGACAUCCCUAUGUCCGCGGUUGAGAAGUUCCCAAUACUACUGAGUGAAGCAGAAGAAGAGAGCUCCGCCGUCCCCCCCUGUUUCUCAGACGAAGGAAUCAACUAUCUCUACAUCCGCCACAACAAUCUCUACCUUCUAGCCUUGACAAAACGAAACACAAAUGCCGCCGAAAUCCUGCUCUUUCUCCAUAAAAUCGUCGAGGUCUUCACCGAGUAUUUCAAAGAGCUCGAGGAAGAAUCAAUACGCGACAACUUCGUCAUCAUCUACGAACUCUUGGAUGAAAUGAUGGACUUUGGAUAUCCCCAAACCACCGAAUCCAAGAUCCUCCAAGAAUAUAUUACUCAAGAAUCACACAAGCUGGAAAUCCAAGCGCGGCCUCCAAUAGCAGUUACAAAUGCCGUGUCGUGGCGGUCAGAGGGUAUCCGUUACCGGAAGAAUGAAGUCUUCCUCGAUGUUGUAGAAUCGCUCAACCUCCUUGUCUCGUCAAAUGGCAACGUUCUCCGCUCCGAAAUUCUCGGCGCAAUAAAAAUGAAAUGCUAUCUCUCCGGGAUGCCUGAGUUACGCCUGGGGCUAAACGACAAAGUUAUGUUCGAAACAACAGGUCGGGCUACAAGAGGGAAAGCAAUCGAAAUGGAAGACGUGAAAUUCCAUCAAUGCGUCCGUCUGUCACGGUUCGAGAACGACCGCACUAUCUCCUUUAUCCCUCCGGAUGGAGAGUUCGAACUGAUGUCCUACCGUCUGAACACGCAAGUCAAGCCAUUGAUAUGGGUAGAAUGCAUUGUGGAAUCGCAUUCUGGAAGUAGGAUAGAAUACAUGUUGAAGGCGAAGGCGCAAUUCAAGCGAAGGAGCACAGCUAACAACGUCGAAAUCACCGUUCCUGUGCCUGAAGAUGCAGAUUCUCCACGGUUCCGAACGAAUAUCGGGAGCGUGCAUUAUGCGCCCGAGAAGAGCGCGAUUGUGUGGAAGAUCAAGCAAUUCGGUGGGAAUAAGGAGUUCUUGAUGAGGGCUGAAUUGGGUCUACCAAGUGUCAAAGGCGAUGACGAACAUGGAGGUGGCAUGACGGGCGGGUUUGGAGGUAGUAUGGGUGGCGUUGGAGGUAAAGGGGCAAAGAGACCUAUCAGUGUGAAGUUUGAGAUUCCAUAUUUCACGACGAGUGGAAUCCAACUCCAAUACUCCUCAUUACCAUGGGUCCGCUAUAUCACUCAAUCCGGCGACAUUGCCGUUCGAUUACCAGACGUCAGCUGA
Molecule: messenger RNA, 1311 nt
Organism: Venustampulla echinocandica
Lineage: Eukaryota; Fungi; Ascomycota; Leotiomycetes; Helotiales; Pleuroascaceae
Exons: 4
Coding region: 1-1311 (436 amino acids)
Biological process (GO): vesicle-mediated transport; intracellular protein transport
Cellular component (GO): clathrin adaptor complex; clathrin-coated vesicle
Molecular function (GO): clathrin-cargo adaptor activity
Source: RefSeq, a predicted model, not a curated record